GCCGCGGGCGGUGCUUUAUCAGCUGCCAGGGCCGGCGGCGGCGGCGGCCGCCCGUCCCUCCUUCCUUCCCUCCCUCCCUCCUUCCUUCCCUCCCUCGGCGCCCCGCCGCGCAGCAUGGCCGGGCUGGGCGGCGGCUCCGCCGCCUUCGGGCGCUGCACGCACGCCGUGGUGCGGGCGCUGCCCGAGUCGCUGUGCCGGCAGGCGCUGCGCAGCGCGGCGGGCCCCGAGGUGGACUUCGCCCGCGCGGAGCGGGAGCACCAGCUCUACGUGGGCGUGCUGAGGGGCAAGCUGGGGCUGCAGGUGCUGGAGCUGCCGGCCGACGAGAGCCUCCCCGACUGCGUCUUCGUGGAGGAUGCGGCCGUGGUCUGCGAGGAGACGGCGCUCCUCACCCGCCCGGGCGCGCCUAGCCGCAGGAAGGAGGUUGAAGCCAUGAAGAGAGUAUUGGAAAGCCUCAACCUCAAUAUAGUAGAGAUGGUAGAUGAAAAUGCAACCUUGGAUGGUGGAGAUGUCUUAUUUACAGGCAGAGAAUUUUUUGUGGGUCUUUCCAGGCGGACAAAUCAACGUGGUGCAGAAAUUCUGGCUGACACAUUUAAGGAUUACGCUGUCUCCACAGUCCCUGUUCAUGACUCUCUGCAUCUGAAGAGCUUUUGCAGCAUGGCUGGACCAAACUUGAUUGCUAUUGGAUCAAGUGAAGCUGCACAGAAAGCCCUCAAGACCAUGCAACAGAUGAGUGACCACCGCUACGACAAGCUGACAGUGCCCGACGAUGCCGCAGCAAACUGCAUCUACUUAAACAUUCCCAGCAAAGGCCACGUCCUGCUGCACCGAGCCCCCGAGGAGUACCCGGAGAGCGCGAAGGUAUUUGAAAAACUGAAGGACCACAUGCUGAUCCCAAUAGCCAACACAGAACUGGAGAAAGUAGACGGCGCACUCACCUGUUGCUCUGUGCUUAUUAACAAAACUUCAGAGUUAUGAGUUUACAGACGAGUCCCUUCCUUGUAACUGGCAAUAAUGUUACACACAAGGUAGACGAAUCUGUAUCCACACUUUUAUUGUUUUUAUUGACAAUCUACUGUACCACUGUGCUACUAACCCUUGUUUACAGAUUUUUUGCUUUGUGUAUUUUUAUUAUGUCCUUGCAGAUGGUAUUUGAGGUGGAUGUACCGUUUGUUGGGGGGCACAUAACUCUGAAGUAUGUUAGUCCCAUGGGCUAGCGGAAGACAAUUAUAACAGCUAACCCCUAGCUUUAGUGAUUUAACAUAUCUGUGUGAAAAAUUUCAUGAAAACCAACUAAUGCUAAGCAUUUCAAGCACCUCUGUUGUUUUUACACUGUUCCCUUUUCCUGUCUUUUUUUCUCUUGCUUCCUUGCUCUGCAUCUUUUUGUCCUUCCUCGGUCCUCUUUACUUUCAGAGAUGCAAAGUGUCGGGGGACAGAAGAAAACUCAGUGGGCUCAUGAACUUGGUGUCUUGUGUGGUAGGGAAGCUUUCCGUGCGCUAGCUGGAACGGUGGGCAACAGGCUGUGCUCGCUGUCUCGGCCACAUCACACUGCUGCUGCUGGGCAGAGUUGUGGCUGGAAUCCGUUUCAGACACCAGGUAGCAGCUUUGGAAAAAGCUUCCUGCGACGGGAACGUUCAAGGGCAAUGCCUGCCUGGGAAGCUCGAGUGACAGAAAAAGAGAGAGCAGGGCAGCUGCACAAGCUACAUCCUGCAAGUUCAGGUCCCAGUUUGCUGCUAAUGCCAUGACUUCUGAUUUGGUGAGAAUGGAAGAAGAGUUCUUAAAAAGGUCAGAUCCCAGAGAGCACCCGGACCACAAAAAUGAAAGACUGAGAUGCUUCGGAAAAAGUUAAAGCUACAAAAGUAAUCUAAAAUGGGGGGGGGGUGGGCAUGUGAUUCACUUUGCUUACUUUUUUUAUUUAUUUCUGUCUCUCCAUUUUCUCCUCUUUUGGAGGCCACUUACUAGGAAAAUUCAAAAGAAAAGGGUGAUAGAAGGAGUUGAAGGACAGCUAUUCCUGGACUAUGCUCGUGAAUAAGGGAAGCUAUUUUUCCCUGAAAGAUUGGCAUUUGUACUUUAUCUGCCCUUGGGGCAGUUUUCCUUGGAACAAUACCCAUCUUAUUUUUUUUAAUUGCAUGAAUGUUAACUGUGGUAUUCAGUUAAAACAAAUACAAUUUUUGUAGCAAAUUCCACAACAUGUUUACCCACUGAGUCAUGCUUUUUUUUUUUGCCACAGUAAAGUGAAGCAUACCCCAUUGUAUUCACAUGCUUCUUGUUAAAUCAUUUGUAAACUAAGGAUGAAGAAAUUCCCAAACAGAGGCAGUAGUGGGAACUCUCCGGAGACUGACAAAUAGUCUGAACACGUUAUCAACUUCCUAGACAUCUCCUCCACCUUUCCUGAACUACUUGUGGCGCGUUGCUAAGGUACAGUAGGAAGCAAGCAGGGGUGGCUCAGGCAGUGUGGUCUGCAGGAAAGCAAACAGCAUGAGCCGAGCACACACGUAGAUAUCCUUCAGAAACCUGUGUGCUUUUUUGCGCAGUCGUAAGGGAGGAAACACAAGUACUCAUAUCCGUAGGUACUCCUCAGCGUAUCUCUCACUUCGUCGCAGUGGCUAAUGAGGAGGAAACCUCCUGGCAGCUACCAGAACACAUCUGAUGUUUUGUGGGCACACAAUGUUGUGAUGCCACGAGGUAUCAUGAGGGAGAGAGCAAUGAGGAGCGAAUAUAAUGUGUGUGAAAAGAGAGCAUGUCCUGAAGGGAGUCUUUAGCCAGCCAAACAGCAAGGGCUGAUUUUAUGGCUGUGUGCUGUCCCAAAGGGUUCUCCUAAUGUUUCCCCUUGGUCUCCUCCAUGCCCAUGCGCCAGCAUUUAAGCCUGACCCAGGUGGUUAGGCUCUAAGGAUGUAAUUGUCGCAGUGGGGAAUCUCUUUUUCUACCUUCCCUUGGUGCUUUUUAAAUAUCUGAUAAAGAAUCUUGCGUUUUAAGAUGACUUGACGUUAAACAAAGAUUUUGUGCCAAAAAGUGACUCUGCAGUAUUUAACUGGGACCUUCUAGAGGCAGGCUGUACACUGUGCAGCCAUGGGAGCUGUUGCAGAAAGGCGGACAGAAUUGCCCCUAACCUGUCUGUGCACCUCCUGGGGCCUGCCCCCAUCCAUGUCCUUCAGUCCCUCUUCCCUCCGCUCACUAGGGAGCCAAAGCAUCCAGCUACACUGGGGCAGCAUUAGGCUGUGGGAUUUCUAUUAAAUUUAUCUCUCAAACUCUCUGUUAUGGUGGGUUUUUUUCCUUCCACCCACUCUCACCUUUCACCUCAGAGUCACCUCAGUCUCUCUUUUCCACAGACUCUCGUUUAUGGCACAAUGAGGACUCUUCUUUUUUUAACCCCAAGUGGUUUUGCCUUCUGUUGCCUCAGUUCUCCUACUUGAGUCUUCUUUUUUCUGUACUCCUCCUGCCUCAUCGCUGUUCACUCCAAAGUAUCCCAACCCACAGUGGACUAUUCUAAACUCACUCCCUCCUCAAGUAGGUGCGGGAGGGAGGAGAAACUGAGGGGUCCACUUUGGCUCUGAGCAACUUCUUUCAAGCUGGAAGGAUGACUGCCAACAGGAGCUAUAGAUCCAGAGAGGGACAAGGGUGACUCCUUUUCUUUAGGAUUACUCCGAGAGAAACAUUUGUGGUAGAAGUUGUUGAUAUCUUGUGUCCCUGAAAGCAACAGAAUAGGUGACAAUGAAUUCCCCUGGCUCCCCCAGGGAGGGAGAGGGGCAGCUGGGAUUUCAGAGCUGAGAAAUGUGUAUGCUGACAGAGACAUUGGUCUUUCACCUGUUGCCGUUCAGAUUUCCUUGCCUUCAGGGCUGCGUUUCCAUAUACAGAAAGAGCAAGGGAGUGGCUGAGGGACCUGAAUUCCCUCAGGUGAUGAUUUCAAGUUGUAUUCAAACUGUCUAACUCCAGGCGUGGCAUUUAGGUGCCCUAAAUCACACCUGCUUUCUCUCUGUUGGUCUCAGUAGGUAUCGCAGCCUCCUCGCGUAGAUGCUCUAAAUCGCAUCUUAGCCCGAUGCCAGAAGUUACCUAAGCUGGUUAGUGGGAUUGCUCUCCUCUCUGCUUUUAGCGUUACUCUUUAUUCUGGCAUUAUAAAGCAGAAACAUUAAGAGCACUUCAGUUUGUGCAUUUGCAGUAUGGUACUAAGAACUAAAAUCAUGCCAAGUGCUGCUGCUUCUUGCUGUUUGCUAUUUUUUCUGUUGCCCAAACGAAGAAUUCGGUUGUGAGGACAUUUCUGCUGUGAUACAUAUGCAUCAAAUGGGCAUCCUGUACAUCUCAUCACUAGAACAUUUCUCAGAUGCCUGAUAUAAAUCAUCAUCCUUGAUUAAUAUAAAUAAUAAAACCCCGAACCAAAAAAGGAGACGAGACACGGAACACUAAUAGCUGCCCACAUAAAACACUUGAUAACGACUGGCUGUAUGACACAGCAGGCUGGUGCACAAGUCCUUGUGGUUCGUAGCUCAGCAAAGGGGCUUGAAUUACUCAUCAAAGGGUUUUGUUUUUUCCUUUGAGCAAUCGGUUUAGCUCCGCUCAAAUGAGAGAGCUACCACGUGCAUUAUAGAUCUUCCAUGGAUGUUAUCUUUGCCAAGAGUUUAGGGAGAGCUGUGAUAUGUGGGUUUCUUUCUUCACCAGGAUGUGAAUACAGUGUCUCUCUCCGCAGUGAAAAUGUGAAUGCAUACUGUACCUUACAAGAUAAACUUGAAUUCUUCCAUUUCUGCGUUUUUGUCUUUUCCACGCUAAUAUACUCCUUUUCGGUCUUAAAUAGAUGCCACUGUAUGAAGCUAUGCUCUGAUUUUUAUGGUGAUUUCGUGUGAUAGGUACAGAGCUCAUAGGUGACACUAUGUCCAGUUUUAAAAACACAAAGUCAGCGCACAGAGUGCUGUUUGUUCACAGCACAUUGGAGAUGAAAUAUGGGGGAAAAAUGAGCUUUUGGUUUUGUUCAGCUUCUUACACAUUAUAUCAGUAAGUUGGAGCCAAAUUAUGGUAGAAAACGUUAACAUUUACAUGGAACCAUUUGGGAGAAAUAAUUUACUAUUUAAGAUUCUCUAUUUUUGCUUUUAUCAAUAAGGAAGCUGAAAAGAUAAGACUGCUUCAAGAAUGGUAUUUGUUAAGUGAUUGUGAACAAGGUGUCAUUGGACCUCAUGUAUUUUCAGAAGAGUUUUAACUGGAUGUAUGUAACUUGUAUAGAGUUGCAUGUGAAUCGUGUUAGUCACUGGUUUACAUUGUAUUGUUCUGCAGUGCACAAAUAUGACUACUGAACGCAGAAGUGUUACAUUUCAUUAAACUUAAAAUCUCGUCGCAGUAUAUAGCUCCCCACUUUUUGUGCCAAAAACAUCAAUACAUUCCAUAAUCUGUUCUAAUAGAGGUUUGCACUUUGAUUUUUUUUUUGUGACUUGCAGUUUCAAUACUAUAUAUCCCCAUCACAAAGGAAUAAAAUGUCAGUUGUACUGUG
This is a messenger RNA of Phalacrocorax carbo (great cormorant), 5470 nucleotides long. The record is from RefSeq and is a predicted model, not a curated record. Lineage: Eukaryota; Metazoa; Chordata; Aves; Suliformes; Phalacrocoracidae.